UUCAAUGAACCUGUAGAGUACUAUAAUUCGGUGCUUCCAAAACAGCAUGCCGACUGACGUCUUGCUCUGGCAGCAUGUACUAAUUCCGAGGUGCCUGAAUGCAUCGUGACUGUCACAUGGCAAGUGGUUGAUGGAGCUCGCGCUCCAGUUGAGCAGAGUGCAAGGUAGGCAGGAUAAAACAACCCUUCUUCGGCUCACCUUGUAUGCGACAGUCGUGUCACUUUGGGAAGGUUUGUGGUUCUCCGAGCAGUCACGUCUUCGAGAAGUGUCUGCAAAACAACAUUGAAGGAUAAGUUCGACAACCGUCUGAAGUAGACGCCUAUAUGCAUAUUUGAGGUCUAAUACUGCCCACCAUUACCAUGGAAACUCAGGCUAGUCACAUGCUCGAGGCAGCUCUGGGGCAGAUGGAUGACAUAAUUGCAAGUUCAAAAACAGCAGCGCUGGAGCUCACUAAUGGCAUGUAUGACCUUAGUUCUACCAUCAGCUCUGGGCCAAUGCAGGUCAUCCAGUUAGCUGUGGACCUCAAGCUUGCUUUGGAGCUCCAGGAUAACCAGGAGGACAGAGCACGCCUCCGAGAACAGUUGCCCACAGAAACAGCAAAGGCUCUAAAAGACUGGCUCCAGCCUGGAGAUGUGAACUUUUGUCCUCGUGCCAACAAUGAAACCUACCAAGAGAGACUCCUUCGCCUAGAGGGGGACAAAGAGUCAUUGGUGUUACAGGUGAGUGUCCUGACUGACCAGGUGGAGGCCCAAGGGGAGAAGAUCAGAGAUCUUGAAAGCUCCCUAGAAAAACACAGACAGAAACUAGCCUCCACAGAGGAAAUGCUGCAACAGGAGCUGGUAAACAGGACCUUUCUGGAAACUCAGAAGUUAGAUCUGAUGGAUGAGGUCUCCUACCUGAAACUGAAGUUGGUUAGCACUGAGGAAACUCACAACACACAUCUACAAGAUCCCAUGGACACAAACCAGAACAAAGCAGAGUGCGUGGUAAAUCUCAUCAGUGAACUCCAGGAGCAGAUGUGCAGGUUUCAGGAGGAAAUCAGCGCUCGGAUUCAGGAGAAGCGGGCCCUGGAAGAUUGUGACGCCCAGCAUGGAGAGUCACGUGCCGAUCAAGCCCGGGGUCACAGCACUCUGGUCAGGCUAAGCACCACAAACCUUAGCCUGUGUGACUCUGGUGCUUGGAAGCACAACGGAGGACUGAUAGCAAAUGAUUUAUUCCAAGAAGUGAAGCAUCUUAAAAAUAAAGUGGAGGAUCUCGAGAGUGAGAAAGGAGAGUAUGAGAGGCAACUUCGCAUCACCAAGUCCGAAAUUUGCGACCUGCAGCAGCUCCUUGCCUCCAAAGAUGCUGAGAUUGAAUGUCUGCAGACCCAACUUCUGGCCAGAGGCACCGCAGUCAAUGACAACGCAGAGAGAGACCACGAAUACCAGAGACUGAAGUUGGGGAUGGAGUCUCUUUUAGCUUCAAAUGAUGAAAAGACACAUCGCAUAGAAGAGCUGACAAAUCUGCUUGGUCGAUAUAGAAAGAUCAAAGAGCUCAUGGUACUGACGCAUGGAAGUAGUGAAGAGGAGCUGAGUGGCAGUUUAACAGUCAGAGCCAUCACACACAAAGCAUACUGUGAUAUCUACAGGUCUGAGAUGUCAUCAAGAGGAUCUUCCCCCCUUAUGUUAUCCUCAUUACCUUAUCAGAGAGAACUGGAUUCUUGUUGUCAGAAAUCUAUGGACGUACCACAUUCUACUGGUGAUACAAGGUUUUUAAAUGGAUUGUGGCAUCAUUGCAGGUUACAGUCUAGCAGUCUUGAAGAAUUGCAGAGCAGAUCUUUGCAAAAGCCUGUAGAGAUCCUGCCAGAUGAAAGAGAAUCAGACAUAGGGGGAGAGAAUCCACGCAUGGAACUCAACAAGUACCAGACGUUGCCAGGAAAGCUGAACCAAAAAGGUGAGCUCAGAACCAAGAUGAAUGGUGACGGCGAAAGAGAAGACGAGUAUUUAUCCCCCAUAAGGCUCUCGCUUGUCUCUAGCCAUGACCAGGACUACAGUCUAAGAUCUCCAGGAAAGUGCAAUCUUUAUUACAAUGAAUGUUCAGAGGAGCUAGAAGAGUCUAUAUUGUCAGACCAGUCUCCUCUGUCCUCUGGAAUGAACUCUGGUCACCACUCUCCUAUGUCACCCGAAAACAGGAAAAGUCAAAGAGGCAUAAAAAAGCUCUGGGGAUUGAUUCGUCGUAGUCAAUCAGGUAGUCCAAUCCAGAUACAUGACCCUGAGCUUGACGAGUUUAAGAGGGGAAGCACCAGAGCCACACCUGGACCAAGAUUUGCACGUUCUGGGAAUAUACGAGACCCAAAAGUAGCUUUUUCCAAGUGGAACACAGAGCAGGUGUGUGAAUGGCUUGAGGACAUCGGACUCGGCCAGUACGCCAUCUUGGCUCAACAGUGGGUCACCAGUGGUCAAAUUCUAAUGUCAGCCACCCCACAAGACCUAGAAAAGGAAAUGGGUAUGAAAAAUCCAUUGCACAGGAAGAAACUCCAUUUGUGCAUAAAGACGUUGACUACCAGGCAACAUGAGAAGUCUGCAGAGCUCGAUUACCUCUGGGUCAAUCGCUGGCUAGAUGACAUUGGCCUUCCACAGUACAAAGGCCAAUUCAAUGAAGGAAGAGUGGAUGGACAGAUGUUGCAGUACCUUACUGUGAAUGACUUGUUAGUCCUAAAAGUGACCUGCCAGCUGCAUCAUCUCAGUAUCAAGUGUGCCAUUCAUGUUCUACAUGUUAACAAGUUCAACCCUUACUGCCUCAAGCGCAGGCCUGGCACAGAGUUCAAUCACAGUGAGGUGGUCCAGUGGUCUAACCACCGAGUCAUGGAGUGGCUAAGAUCUGUGGACCUUGCAGAGUAUGCUCCAAACCUGAGGGGCAGUGGAGUUCAUGGAGGACUAAUAAUGCUGGAGCCUCGGUUUAAUUCCGACUCGCUCGCCAUGCUGCUUAACAUCCCACCACAGAAAACACUGCUGAGACGCCACUUAACCACUAACUUCAGCAACCUGGUGGGAGCACAGGCCCAGCAGGAGAAGAGAGAGUACACACAGGCAGUGAACUACACACCCCUCAGCACCACUGCUAAAGUUAAGUACCUGCUCAGCCGAGAGGAGCCACAGGAGUUGAGGCAGUCUCAGACGGCAUUGAUUCGAAGGAACUAAAGGUUAUGUUGUCCACUGAGCCCUGGCCCAAGUGUGGAAUAUCUACUGCAACAAGCUACUGCAGUCAAAGCUGAGUGGAGUACUGUAUAAAUGUGGCCUGGGGAAAAAAAGAAUUGGUCCCGCCCGUAUGAUAAUACUGACCUGUGAACAUGUUCAUUACUCCAAUGUAAUGUAAUGAUGCCAAUACAUUACAGGUAAUGUUCUGUUUAUUUUUGUGGAUGGAGUUCACAUGCAUAAGUCAGGUCCAAAGAUGACACUGUAUGAGUGUGACAUACUGUGGGAGACUGCAGAACUUUCUUUUUGCAUAUAGCGAAUACUGUUUAUUGUACGAGAGACCGAUUAUUUCACAGGAAAAUGAUUUUGUUAAAAAUGUAUAGUACAUAUAGUGGACUAUAGGUAUUUAGUUUGUGCCAAGUCACACCAGCACAUGUUGAUGAUGUGGUUUAUAUUCCAAGCCAGUGUACAAAGACCCUGCUCCUUUCCCAUGAAACUCAUAAAGCAUCAGGAAUUGGCAUCCAACAUUAUUAUUUUUUUUUUUAUAAAAAAUUGUGAGCAAUUCAUUGUGAUGAUAGGGGGUGCCAAAAGACAACAACCACACAUUCUGACAAAGGACAAGUGGCAUAGUAUAGUGAUAGACAAUGAGAAAUACAGGGAGUCCUUGGGUUACGAAUGAGGCCGUUUCUAUGCUGGUAAUAUAACUCGAAUUUUGUUGUAAGUCAGAUUUCACCAUUAAAGUCAGAAUUUAUGUCAAAAUACUUUGUAAAGAAAAACAACAAAACAUUGCAAUAAAAAACAAGACGUGUACUUAACUUUACUGCUGAGAGGUGGAUGGAAAUGAAAUAGGGGAGCCUAUGCUUAGCUAUUGUGAAGGAGUCUGGUUCAAAAUCCAUAAUUUAAGUAGCCUCUACAUCUCAACAAGUAUCAAAGAAAUUUGUUUUGUGAUUGUAUCCGACAUAAGAAUAAUUGUCAUCACAGUCGACCGACUGAAGCCUAGCUCUUUACCGAUGUUCGUCGGUGUCGCUCCAUACUUUCUUUCUUUUCUUCUUCUUUUUAUGAUCUUGAGCUUUGUUUCCAUGGUAAUGGAUUUUCUUCUGGCUGUAAGAAGCAAUUCUAAAAGAAACAGCUUUCUUCUUUGGGGCCAUAAUGUUUAAAACGGAGAGCGAAAAAUGUGAAGAUACUCCUGGCGCACAAACAUGGACAAGCACUACGCACAUUAGCGAGACAAAAUGGCGCACGGGGCUGGGUGUCGAAACGUCUUAGGUCCUUUUAACCCGAGGACUCCCUGUAUUCACAAAAUGAUUGCUUUUUAAGAUGGAUGUGUCCAUAAUUUGAAGGUGUGCCAUAAAAAUCUCUUAGGUUUGGUGAAAGGGUAUCAUUUUUGUUCCAUGCUGUGCUAUCAG
Syngnathoides biaculeatus (alligator pipefish) is the source of this 4579-nucleotide messenger RNA. It is a transcript of the gene ppfibp2b, whose product is annotated as PPFIA binding protein 2b. The coding region runs from base 360 to 3179 and encodes 939 amino acids. The transcript is spliced from 27 exons. Gene Ontology annotation, molecular function: protein binding. Gene Ontology annotation, cellular component: presynaptic active zone. Lineage: Eukaryota; Metazoa; Chordata; Actinopteri; Syngnathiformes; Syngnathidae. Gene Ontology annotation, biological process: neuromuscular junction development. The record is from RefSeq and is a predicted model, not a curated record.